AUGCCCUCCUCACACCCAGACUCAAACCUCCACCCCGUCGCCACUGGAUCCGCCAAAUCCAUCGUCGACGCCCAUCAAGCUGAACAACCACUGAAACUCUACUCCGGGUGGUUCUGUCCCUUCGUCCAGCGGGCCUGGACCGUUCUCGAAGAGAAGAAAAUCCCAUACCAGUACAUUGAAGUCAAUCCCUACGAUAAACCCAAAUCCCUACUCGACCUCAACCCUCGCGGUCUCGUCCCGACGUUGCAGUAUGAUAAUAAGCCUCUCUUCGAAUCAACCGUAAUCUGCGAGUUUCUCGAGGAAGCAUAUCCAGACCACGGGCCUCAUCUUCUCCCCAAAGAUCCUUAUGAUAGAGCGAGGACGCGGAUCUGGACAGACUUCUGCACGUCCCGCAUCAUCCCAGCUUUCCACCGCUUCCUGCAAUUCCAGCCUAUGAGUGAUUCAGAAGGGCUUUCUGUUGUACGGGAGGAAUUCCUCUCCAAAUGGAAAGAACUCACGAAUGAAAUGGAUCCUACUGGUCCUUUCUUCUUCGGAGCUGAGCCUAGUCUUAUUGAUUUUGUUAUUGCGCCUUGGGUCGUCCGACUCUGGAUCUUCGACCACUUCAAGGGCGGUUCCGGGAUUCCGGAGGAGGGGCAAGGUGGGGAGAAUGAGGAUGUUUGGGGACGGUUGAGGAAGUGGAUGAAGGCGCUGGAGGAGAGACCGAGCAUUCGGGAUACGACGAGUGAGAGGGAGUUUUAUUUGCCGAUUUAUCAGCGGUAUGCGGAUGACAAGGCGCAGAGCGAGUUGGCGAAGGCGACGAGGAGUGUGAGGGGUGUGCCUUGA
Fulvia fulva is the source of this 822-nucleotide messenger RNA. Its product is annotated as Glutathione S-transferase omega-1. The record is from RefSeq and is a predicted model, not a curated record. NCBI's taxonomy places the organism in Eukaryota, Fungi, Ascomycota, Dothideomycetes, Mycosphaerellales, Mycosphaerellaceae. Bases 1 to 822 code for a protein of 273 amino acids. Gene Ontology annotation, molecular function: glutathione transferase activity. The transcript has 3 exons. Gene Ontology annotation, cellular component: cytoplasm.